AUGAAGAAGGAGGUUGACAAAGAAUUAAACAGUUGUGAAGUGUGUACAAGCGCUGCACAUAAGUACAAAUGCCCGUCAUGCCAUACAAAGUAGUAAGUAUGAUCGAAAUAACAUGCCUCGAUUCCAACGGCCAUGUUUCCAACCUUAAGCUUAGCUAUUCUCUAAUGUUAUUUAUUUUUCUCUUUUUGCAGCUGUUCUCUCUCCUGUUUCAAGACACAUAAAGGUAAAAUUGAAUUUGGUUACCCGAUAGAAUUUUAGCAUCAUUUGUAAUGUGCCAUUGUGACUGUCGGAUGUUUGUGUUGUUGUUCAUGGUGAUGAUGAUGAUGACGACGGUGAUGGUGGUGGUGGUGGUGGUAGUAGGGAAUAAUUCUAUCAAUUUUUAUUUCAUGUUUCGCUGAAUACUUAGAGUGCUCAGGGUUAUUAAUUCUUUAUUUAAGGUUGGCAAUGUGAAUAAUGAUGAAAAUAUGAAAAGGUAUCUUUCUGAUGGUGAUGGUCACAGGACCUGAUGUAAUGAUCUGUAUAUUUUUCUCUAUUUAGCCCCCUGGGGACCAGAGACCGUAUUUUUUUUCAGUGUCUUUCUAUGGGGUGUAGAGAUAUUUCCCGCAUUCCUCUCCAGUAAGCGUGCACAAUCAUAGGGGGUCAAGCUUAGCCUUGAAGUCUUUUUCAAAGUAGACUGUUUCCUGCAAAUCUCUGUUAUUUCAUCACUCCAACCUCCAGUUGGUGCCUUUGUUCACAGUGUUAUGGGAAUGGUCUAUUAGAGGCUAGGGAGUUUUUCAGAGGAAAUAUGGUAUUCUCCAGGCAUGUUUCGAUUGAGAAAUUUGGAUUUAGGUUUUGAAAGUCGGAUUUCAGAUCUUGCAACGAAAUCCAAAAUCCAAAAUCAGAUUUCAACUUUUAUUGUAGAAAUUCAGCCUCAAGGUGGAUUUCAAUUAAGAUACCCAAAGUUGGAUUUCAUGGAUUUUCUUCUUUACCACUUUAUUGGAAAAUCCGAAAAAGGAUUUGUGAAACUGUUGUCGGGAACACUGGUCUUUUUCUACUUACUAUGCAUGGGUGUGCUGGACUGCUGUUCUUGAGAAUGUAGAUUGUCUUUUUCAAAUCCAUUUUCGCAUUUCCCAGUAAGACUGAAGGAAACUUAAGGUAAUCCAAGGACAGAUUUUGUGCAAUUUACAUCUGUUCUUGGAUUUCACAUGUUAUUGAAAAUCAUAUAUCCGGAUUUCAAAAUCUAUAAAAUCCAGAUUUUCCAAUUGAAUGCAUCCCAAGCCUUAAUACCUAGAGUGUUAAUAAUAUUUGUGUGGACCUAACUAAGGUGAGGGGAUUUCAGUUGUCACUGUUCGUUUUUAACAUUGUUUCCUCAAUGGUCCAUUUUCAUUUUUAAGAGUAGCCUUUGUGUUCUUGUUUAUUGUAGAUGAUUUAUGUGAUAGAGAAAGUAGAAGAAGAAAGGAAGAGAGACAACAAGUAGUCGAGAAGAGCUCAAAUAAUGCAUGUACUGUAUACAAAGGUAAGCGAUGUCCAUAUAUCUUUUAAACUUCAGUUCACAUAUGUGAUUUGAUUUCACCUCAUUAUUUUUUUUCUUUUUCAAAACAGAAGAAGGUGAAAUCUCUGGUUCAGAUGAAGAGUCAGGUGAUGAAGACAGAGUCAGCGGACAUAUUCUUGAUAAACUGGGUGUGUAUAUAAUAAAAAUAUUGCCAAAAAUUUGAUGAUUUCUUGUCAACUUUCCUUAAACUUAGAUUGGAAAAAUCUCUCGUGAUGUUUGUUUUGUGAGAAGAUUUUUCGGAUCAAUUUAGGUUUCUGGGAACUGCCCACCUACCCCUCCCCUAAGCCAUCAUUUUGCCCUAAGUGAAAAGUAAGUGUUUAUGUUAGCUUAAGGGAGGGAUAGGUGGGCAGUUUCCCAGAACCUAAAUUGAUCUGAUUUUUCAAUCCCCUUGGGAGUUGGUCCCCUUGUCCACUACGAUUUUGCAUAAUAAUAGAUAUCAUUUCAGUUACUGAGUUUGUAAAAAUAAUUAUGCCCGCAAGUGUCUAUCAUUGGUAUCUUGGUAUUCUCUGAUGGUGAUGGCCUCUUUAAGCUGAUGGUCUCUUUAUGUUGCACUCUCAGCAGGGUUAUUUGAGAGUUGUAAAUGCCCUGAUGUGAAUUACUGUUUUUACAUUGUACUGCACAUCAGAAAAGACUCCUACCAUUUAACCACUACUGAUCCAGGGAAUGUGGAAAUUGGCAUUUCAGAGAGUCUAAUUUCACAAAAGCAGAGGGUAUGUCCCCCUUACACAUUCAAGCCUUUUGCAGUUCAAUGUUCAUUUGCUUCACGUAAGAAUCAAGAACUCAAAUGUCACCAACAACCCUGUAGGAGAGAACCCUGGGAAUGAGGUUGUGUUGUCUGUAGACUAUGAUGGAAUUGUCCCUAUCAGUCAUUCCCAGUGGAAUGUAAAUUCCAUAGUAGUCAUCAAGCUGGCUAACAGUCAGUAAGACUGUUUACAAUGUGAGAAAAUUUCUAGUGACACAUAAUAUUAGGGACGAAACAAACUUCAGGUUCACAAGGACUUGCUGAUGGCUGAUGAUCUUCACUGACUUGUAACUAUUUCUCUCAAGGUAAUUCCCAAGAACUAUGCAACAUGCUACAUAACAAGCACUUGCGAGAAAUGAUUAAAGAAAUUGACUCUUCAGAAGAUCCUGGAAAACUUCUCACACAAGCAAUGCAAAUUCCCAUAUUUACAGAGUUUGUAGAUGAAUGUUUAAGAAUUGUUGAACCACAAGAUGAAAACAAGAUGGAAGUCUGA
This is a messenger RNA of Porites evermanni, 2766 nucleotides long. The record is from the annotation of a GenBank genome assembly. Lineage: Eukaryota; Metazoa; Cnidaria; Anthozoa; Scleractinia; Poritidae.